CACUCGGCUUAGGGCACCGCUGCCUGAAAGACCUUUCUAGGCCAGUCGGGGUCCGGCACCCAGUUGACGAGUCAGCGCGGCGCUUUCAGAGCUGGGGAGAGGCGAAAGCUCUUCCGGCCCCCCGAUCUCCCGGCCAGCUGCCCCCGGCAGCUCCUUGCCGCCUCCCGGCCUGGGCCCGCCCAGCCGUUCUCGGCCUGCCGUCAGGCGAUCUCGGCGGCCAGCCCAGCCGCGAUGUGACGCCGCGCGCCCCGGGGUCCUCGGCGCCUGCGCCCUCUCCUAUAAAGCAGACGCCGCGCCGCGCUGCGACGCUGUAGUGGCUUCGUCUUCUGUUUUUCUCUUCCUUCGCUAACGCCUCCCGGCUCUCGUCAGCCUCCCGCCGGCCGUCUCCUUAACACCGAACACCAUGCCUUCAAUUAAGUUGCAGAGUUCUGAUGGAGAGAUAUUUGAAGUUGAUGUGGAAAUUGCCAAACAAUCUGUGACUAUUAAGACCAUGUUGGAAGAUUUGGGAAUGGAUGAUGAAGGAGAUGAUGACCCAGUUCCUCUACCAAAUGUGAAUGCAGCAAUAUUAAAAAAGGUCAUUCAGUGGUGCACCCACCACAAGGAUGACCCUCCUCCUCCUGAAGAUGAUGAGAACAAAGAAAAGCGAACAGAUGAUAUCCCUGUUUGGGACCAAGAAUUCCUGAAAGUUGACCAAGGAACACUUUUUGAACUCAUUCUGGCUGCAAACUACUUAGACAUCAAAGGUUUGCUUGAUGUUACAUGCAAGACUGUUGCCAAUAUGAUCAAGGGGAAAACUCCUGAGGAGAUUCGCAAGACCUUCAAUAUCAAAAAUGACUUUACUGAAGAGGAGGAAGCCCAGGUACGCAAAGAGAACCAGUGGUGUGAAGAGAAGUGAAAUGUUGUGCCUGACACUGUAACACUGUAAGGAUUGUUCCAAAUACUAGUUGCACUGCUCUGUUUAUAAUUGUUAAUAUUAGACAAACAGUAGACAAAUGCAGCAGCAAGUCAAUUGUAUUAGCAGAAUAUUGUCCUCAUUGCAUGUGUAGUUUGAGCACAGAUCCCAAACCUUAUGGCCAAGUUUCUUCUAGUAUGAUGGAAAGUUUCUUUUUUCUUUGCUCUGAAUAAAACUGAACUGUGGGUUCUCUAUAAGUGGCA
Pan troglodytes (chimpanzee) is the source of this 1155-nucleotide messenger RNA. RefSeq names its product S-phase kinase associated protein 1 (gene SKP1). The transcript has 6 exons. The record is from RefSeq and is a predicted model, not a curated record. Gene Ontology annotation, biological process: ubiquitin-dependent protein catabolic process. The coding region runs from base 404 to 895 and encodes 163 amino acids. NCBI's taxonomy places the organism in Eukaryota, Metazoa, Chordata, Mammalia, Primates, Hominidae.